UGUUUGAAUAGCCAAACAGUCUGUCUGUAAGCCCGUCAAAUGUAAGAGGUGCCACCUGAUUGGGUGGGGUGGUAUCGGAGAUUGUCGCAGUCUCCAUUGCCGGGAAUUACCGAGUUGAUUGGGUGGAACCUUUUUUUGGGACCCGGCCAUCGACGACCUGUUCAUCGCAGCGAAUUCAUCAGAGAUCCUUCUGAUUGUCACACUUGGCCACUGCGAGGGGCUAUCAACACCUCUAUCUCUCCACUCACUCACUCACUCUUGCACCCUCCACGUCGUAUCUCCCCACCCCUCCCCUUUCACCAUGAGACUCUCUCGCGCGGCGAUGCUGGCGAGGUCAUCCCGCUCUGCGGUCGCGAUUCCAAACACCAGAUCCUAUGUUGUGGCCUCUCAGACUGCUCGAGCGACUGAAGCCAAAAACUUUGGUCAACCCAAAGGCUACCCUAUCAUCGAUCAUGAGUUCGAUGCUGUCGUUGUAGGAGCAGGAGGUGCAGGUCUUCGAGCAGCCUUUGGAUUGGCGGAAGGUGGACUGAAAACUGCCUGUAUCACCAAAUUGUUCCCUACUCGAAGUCACACUGUUGCCGCCCAGGGAGGUGUGAACGCUGCGCUUGGAAAUAUGACGGAGGACGAUUGGAGAUGGCACAUGUACGAUACUGUCAAGGGAUCCGAUUGGCUCGGAGAUCAAGACGCGAUUCAUUACAUGUGUCGAGAGGCUCCCAACACGGUUAUUGAGCUCGAGCAUUAUGGCGUUCCAUUCUCAAGGACGAAAGAAGGCAAGAUUUAUCAACGUGCUUUCGGAGGUCAAUCUCUUAAAUACGGUAAAGGUGGUCAAGCCUAUCGAUGUGCUGCUGCGGCGGAUCGAACGGGUCACGCCAUCUUGCACACGCUAUAUGGUCAAUCCCUCCGUCACAACACCAACUUUUUCAUCGAAUACUUUGCGCUCGAUCUUUUGAUGCAGGACGGCAAAUGUGUCGGCGUUAUUGCGCUCAACAUGGAAGAUGGAACUCUCCAUCGAUUCAGAGCUCACAACACUGUUCUCGCCACGGGCGGAUACGGACGAGCCUACUUUUCUUGUACUUCGGCUCAUACCUGUUCGGGAGACGGUAAUGCCAUGGUCGUCAGGGCUGGAUUACCAUUACAGGAUCUGGAAUUCGUUCAAUUCCACCCCACUGGUAUCUACGGUGCUGGAUGUCUGAUCACGGAAGGAUCAAGAGGAGAAGGUGGAUACUUGCUCAACAGUGAAGGAGAACGAUUCAUGGAGAGAUACGCUCCCACCGCCAAGGAUUUGGCGUCUCGAGAUGUCGUUUCGAGAUCGAUGACUUUGGAAAUCAGAGAAGGUCGUGGUGUCGGUCCUGACAAGGAUCACAUCUUCCUUCAAUUGAGUCAUCUUCCACCUGAGAUCCUUCACGAGCGAUUGCCCGGUAUCUCCGAGACUGCGGCCAUCUUCGCCGGUGUCGACGUCACCAAGGAGCCUAUCCCCGUGCUCCCGACUGUCCAUUACAACAUGGGAGGUAUUCCCACCAAGUACACUGGUGAAGUCCUCACCGUCGAUGCCCAAGGCAAAGACAAGGUUGUGCCUGGUCUCUACGCUGCUGGAGAAGCUGCUUGUGUCUCGGUUCACGGAGCCAACCGACUUGGAGCCAACUCCCUGCUCGACAUUGUCGUCUUUGGUCGAGCUUGUGCCAACCACAUCAAGGAGAACAGCAAGCCUGGGCAACCCCAUGGACCGAUGCAGGAUGAUCUAGGCAAAGCCAGUAUCGCCGAGCUUGACAAGAUCAGAAAUUCAUCUGGUCCCCUCAGCACUGCUGAAAUCCGACUGAACAUGCAAAAGACGAUGCAGACCGAUGCUGCCGUUUUCCGAACUCAGGAAUCGCUCGAUGAGGGAGUCAAAAAGAUGACCGACGUUUACCAAUCAUACGACAAAGUGGGAAUCAAGGACCGAAGUAUGAUCUGGAACUCGGACCUCGUUGAGACACUGGAAUUGAGGAAUAUCAUGCAGAACGCCAUGCAGACGGUCGUCUCUGCCGCUGCUCGAAAGGAAUCGAGAGGAGCUCAUGCAAGAGAAGAUUUCCCAGAACGUGAUGAUGAAAAGUGGAUGAAACAUACACUGUCAUUCCAACAUGAUGCCAACUCGCCAAAGGUCGACUUGUCUUACCGAUCUGUCAUUGACACUACCUUGGACGAGAGCGAGUGCAAGCCCGUGCCUCCUUUCAAGCGAACCUAUUAAGUGGUUUCACUUGAUGUAUGACUCGCCUUGUCUUUUCUUUCCCUCAGAGUAUACGAUACUGUGGUUUGUUUGCUGUCGUGAAGAUGCAUGAGCGUGUCCCAUGUA
Messenger RNA from Kockovaella imperatae, 2329 nucleotides. RefSeq names its product FAD binding domain-domain-containing protein. The record is from RefSeq and is a predicted model, not a curated record. The transcript is spliced from 3 exons. Gene Ontology annotation, molecular function: flavin adenine dinucleotide binding; succinate dehydrogenase (quinone) activity; electron transfer activity. NCBI's taxonomy places the organism in Eukaryota, Fungi, Basidiomycota, Tremellomycetes, Tremellales, Cuniculitremaceae. The coding region runs from base 302 to 2224 and encodes 640 amino acids. Gene Ontology annotation, biological process: mitochondrial electron transport, succinate to ubiquinone; tricarboxylic acid cycle.